AUGCACCUUUGCUAAAUUAAUAGCCUCAAGGAAGUUUAAUUAAUCAAGGAAAUUAAAACUAAGUCAGAAAUGCAGAGAAUUUGUAUCAACCACGCCAAAUGGAGAAUUAAAAUAUAUGGCCAUAGCAAUUCGGGGACAUACUCUAAUUAUUACAUCGAAGAAAUCUUCAUUAACAUAAUCAUUACCAUAAUCAUCAGCAUUAAAAUCAUUCAUAUCAUAAUCGAAUUGAUUAGCAUGCAGAUAUUUUCCAUCAUAUUUAGCACCAUUAACAUAGAAACAGAUCUUUAUAAGGAGCAGCCUAAAUUAACAUAGAUAACAGAUCUCGAUUUGAAGAAUAAUAAAAAGCCAGUUAAGGAAGAGAUUAUUCACUAGCUACCAGAUUAAAAGUACAAAAAGAAUCAAGAAAAAAUCUAAUUUGAUGAUAAAGAAUAAUAAUGUUCAAUCUGUAUGACAGAUUUUGAGGAUGGAGAUGACAUGAAAAUUCUAAUGUGCUUUCAUAAAUUCCAUAAGGAAUGUAUACUUGAUUGGUUUAAAGAACAAAAUUUCUGCCCUAUAUGUAGAAUCAAUGUUAAUGAACAAAAAUGA
Stylonychia lemnae is the source of this 585-nucleotide messenger RNA. Lineage: Eukaryota; Ciliophora; Spirotrichea; Sporadotrichida; Oxytrichidae. The record is from the annotation of a GenBank genome assembly.